Messenger RNA from Boleophthalmus pectinirostris (great blue-spotted mudskipper), 2541 nucleotides. It is a transcript of the gene lfng, whose product is annotated as LFNG O-fucosylpeptide 3-beta-N-acetylglucosaminyltransferase. NCBI's taxonomy places the organism in Eukaryota, Metazoa, Chordata, Actinopteri, Gobiiformes, Gobiidae. The transcript has 8 exons. Bases 113 to 1204 code for a protein of 363 amino acids. The record is from RefSeq and is a predicted model, not a curated record. Gene Ontology annotation, biological process: pattern specification process; regulation of Notch signaling pathway. Gene Ontology annotation, molecular function: O-fucosylpeptide 3-beta-N-acetylglucosaminyltransferase activity. Gene Ontology annotation, cellular component: Golgi membrane.
CUCGCCUAAAGACCUGUGCGUUUUGGAUUUAGCGAAAUAAAUACCCUAUGGACAUUGGGGCGCUGCAGAGGUUCCUUUUUCACAAUUCUAGGCUUUUUGAUUAGAUUUAACCAUGUUUAAGAAUAACGGGAAGAAGACUGCUAUUUCUAUUGCCAGCACCGCUUGUCUGUGUCUUGUAUUAGUCGUCCUUGUAGUUCAGCAUCACCGCUUUGAAUUAACCGGUGCAAACGCGCAAGAACAGACUCUCGGGAGCGAAGCGGGGGACGCCGUGGAUAAUAAUAAGAAAGGAUUCUCCGCGUACAUCACCAAACUCUCCCGGGGCAGGAGGGAAGCGCAGAAACCCUCGCGCGCCUCUGACUCCAAACGUGACCCCGCGCCAGCAGAGGACAUCACCGCGGAUGAUGUCUUCAUCGCUGUGAAGACCACCAAGAAGUUUCACCAGUCCAGACUCAACCUGCUGCUGGACACGUGGAUCUCCAGAAAUAUGCAACAGACAUACAUUUUCACGGAUGGAGAAGAUGAAGAACUGAAGAAGAAAAUUGGGAGCCAUGCGGUCAACACCAACUGCUCUGCCGCUCACAGUCGACAAGCUCUGUCCUGCAAAAUGGCUGUGGAGUAUGACAAGUUUAUAGAGUCUGGCAAAAAGUGGUUUUGUCACGUGGAUGACGAUAACUACGUGAAUGUGAGGACUCUGGUCAAACAUCUGUCCCAGUACACUCACACCCAGGACAUGUACAUCGGCAAACCCAGUCUGGACCGGCCCAUCGAGGCCACGGAGAGACUGGGAGACAACAAAAUGAAACCAGUGAAUUUCUGGUUCGCCACUGGAGGAGCAGGCUUUUGUGUGAGCCGUGGACUGGCGCUGAAAAUGAGCCCAUGGGCCAGUGGAGGCCAUUUUAUGAACACAGCCGAGAAAAUCCGUCUCCCUGACGACUGUACCAUCGGUUACAUCAUCGAGUCUGUGCUGGGCGUCCCUCUGACUCGCAGUAACCUGUUUCACUCUCACCUGGAGAAUCUGCAACAAGUGUCCAGACCAGACAUCUACAAACAGAUCACUCUCAGUUAUGGGAUGUUUGAAAAUAAGAGCAACAUCAUCAAUUUGAAAGGGGUUUUCUCGGUGGAGGAGGACCCAUCGAGGUUCAAGACGGUGCACUGUCUGCUGUACCCGGAUACCCCGUGGUGCCCCCCUCAGGUUGCUUUUUAGGGCGACCGCUCCUUUCUCAUCCUCGUCCCCGUCCUGCCUCGGUAUCUGAAAGGCUCGUGGGGACCAGUGUUUCGUGUUAGACCGUGAAGCUGCUGUAUUUUGUUACAGUGGUGAUUGGUCUUGUUAUUUUACUGGGCUGCUGUGCGGUCCGCUCCGGGACUCUAACUUCCUGUGUGACCCCAUGACCUCGCCCAUAAUGUCUGGGACGAGCUAAAUGGCGGUCAGCAGGAAGAAGCUUUCAUUGUUAAGCUUUGCAGGCAAUCAGUUGAGCUUUGUCGUGUAAAUGUUGCUUGUAAAUGUAUCUGCAAUUCUCAUAGAAUGUAUCUCACAUAUUCGAGCUUUUGCCAGCUUUCGCAUUUUGUUUUGUUUUAACCGUCUGUACAGGCCUGUGUGGGCUUCUGCGUCUUAGCUUGUUUAUUUAGCUGCUCUCAACAGAUGACUCCGGAAAAGCUUCUGUGUAUGAAGAUGUUUUUAUUUUAAGUUAACAGUGUUAUUCCUCCAUAAUUGAGCUGGCUAUUGGCAAAUUUCCAAAUGCAACCUUUAUUGACCAAAUCUGAGGCGUCAGGACAAAGCACUUUGAAUAUUAGGUGACUUCAUCUAAUCCAUGUCCAUUCAAUGACAAGCCUCAGAUAAAUACUAUACGACUAAAUUAACCCCUCGAAAUCUCUCAAAUAUCUGUUAAAUAUAUAAUGUAUAAUUGUAUAAUUUAAAAAGUCCUUGCAUUGUUACAAUCAGGGAAAUUUAUUAUGGCAAAAGAGAUUUUGAAUUGGGGUUACAAUCAGCUUUUGACUUGCUUUGAAAAGUUUUAUUUGAAAGUUGCACAGCUGAGUUUAAAAUGACCUGUUUGCUCCUGCACAGGCUCUCACCACAGAAGAGACUAAAAUAGAAGACAAAACCAGUUUGGUUUGUAAUUAGAUGAUAUUUGUAAGCAGAUCUGCAGUGGCUCUUAGUUUGCACACAGAUAAAGGUUAAUGAGAGCAGAUCACAGGCUGAGCCUGUCAGGAGCAACAUGGCGGCGUUCACAUGGAGGAAGGCCCUCUGUGUCUCUCUCACCCAUAUUGGGUUACUCUGUACAUCUGGGUUACAGUAUUGUGUACUGCGCUUGUUUCAGUGCGUAGUGACUGUGUAGAAUGUACCUCCCCUGCCUUUGUCAUGGUUUACAUUUGCUUUUAAUGACGUUGUACUGCUUUGAACUGUUCUAAUUGAUGUGUCUAUUCUCCAGUAUCUGGAGGGUUCAAACAGUUCAUCCCAAUACUGCCUCUCAGGGACAAGAGCAGACUGUGGUAUUGAUUACCAAGGCCCCACGCUGGGACCUGAAACUGUUAAUAAAAAGGCAU